Messenger RNA from Parnassius apollo (apollo), 693 nucleotides. The record is from the annotation of a GenBank genome assembly. Lineage: Eukaryota; Metazoa; Arthropoda; Insecta; Lepidoptera; Papilionidae.
AUGGAUUUUAAUCGGAUUGUUGACAAGCUUGAGUCGACUGAUUGGUCAUUGAUAAUGAAUAUGGAAGAUGCUAACGAGGCAGCUGAUAAUUUUAACACAAUCUUAGAAAUGGCAAUAAACGAAAAUACAAGUUAUGUGGUGCCCAAACGGUCAGAUCGAGUUAUAAAGCCAUGGAUAACUCCAGGCUUAAUGAGAUGCCAAAAACACCGUGACAAUCUGCAUCUCGAAGCCAGGAGAAACCCUGAUAAUACAUUUAUCCAAAUCACUUAUAAACGAUACAGAAACUUCCUUUACGCGCUACAACGAAAAUUAAAGACCGAAUACGAGAAUAAUCAAAUUCAGCAAAAUAAAGAUAACCCAAAAAAGUUGUGGAAAACGCUCAAAAAUAUAUGUAAUCUCACACGCAACACUACCGAGGCUAAUGAAUUGUUGUCCGUAGACAAAGACCCUGAUUCUUCUUUAAACGCUUGUAACGAGUACUUCACUAGAGUUGGCAGAGAACUGGCUGAUGACACGCUCAGAAGAUUAAACACCCAAGAAGACCUGUUAGCUGCAGAAUACAAACCAAGAGUGCUUUGCAAGGACUCCCUCUUUCUGCAGCCAACGGAUCCUUAUGAAGUUGGUACGCUUAUUGACCAGCUAAAAAAACGAUACUGCACCGGGUAUAGACAGCUGCACCCCAAGGUUGAUUAA